Messenger RNA from Nematolebias whitei (Rio pearlfish), 6660 nucleotides. RefSeq names its product nesprin-1. Gene Ontology annotation, molecular function: actin filament binding. The coding region runs from base 1 to 6660 and encodes 2219 amino acids. Gene Ontology annotation, cellular component: cytoplasm; meiotic nuclear membrane microtubule tethering complex; nuclear outer membrane. The transcript has 41 exons. Gene Ontology annotation, biological process: nuclear migration. The record is from RefSeq and is a predicted model, not a curated record. Lineage: Eukaryota; Metazoa; Chordata; Actinopteri; Cyprinodontiformes; Rivulidae.
AUGGCCAAAUUGAGCUUCCUCCUUGGGGUGGCCAUGAGGCUCAGCUGUGGAGACAAGGUGAGGAUCUCCGUCAUCCAGGGGGAGCUCAGGGUGGAGCUGCUGCACCUCUGCAUCCAAAAGACAUUUAAUUUGAAAGCACGUCUUUGUUUGUCUGCACAGUGUGUCCCACCUCUUGAAGUGAAAGACCUGUUUCAGGACAUUAAGGAUGGUGUGAUGCUGCUGGCUCUCCUGGAAGUCCUCUCUGGACAAAAACUGCCCUGUGAGCAGGGCAAGAAGCUAAAGAGGAUCCACUGGGUCGCCAACAUCGGUACAGCUCUUAAGUUCCUCGAGGGUAGGAAGUCUGCCUACAGAGGAUCUCCGAUCAAGUUGGUGAACAUAAACUCCACAGACAUUGUGGAUGGACGGCCAUCAAUUGUUCUGGGGUUGGUGUGGACGAUCAUCCUCUAUUUUCAGAUUGAAGAGCUAACCAGCAGCCUACCAGAACUCCAGGCCUCGUCUAGCAGCACCUCCUCUGUAGACAGCUCCACCAGCAGCAUUGACACCACCAGCCCUCCUGUCAAAAGGAAACCUCUGCCUCCUCUGCAGGGUGGAGCCAGGAAGGCCCUGCUGAGAUGGGUUCAGCAGACAGCGACCAAACGUUUAGGGCUUGAGGUGAAGGACUUUGGACCCAGCUGGCGCACCGGUUUAGCGUUUUUUGCCGUUAUCAAUGCCCUCCGGCCUAACCUGGUCGACAUGGAGCAGAUAUGGAGGAGGCCAAAUCGAGAAAAUCUGCACGAAGCCUUCAAGUUGGCUGAGACCGAGUUAGGCAUUCCUCAGCUUCUUGAUCCAGAAGAUGUGGAUGUGGACAAGCCGGAUGAGAAAUCUGUUAUGACGUACGUCGCCCAGUUCUUGAGGCAUCAUUCUGACCGAAAGCAGAGCGACUCGGAGGGGCGGCAUGACGAAGAGAGAGAGCAGCGAAAGAGCCUGAGGGAGCUCAGAACGUGGCUCGACCAGCUGGAGAGUGAAGCAGCGCGGGCGCAGGAGACCGAGGCCAAUCUUGCUCAACAGUACCAGCUGUUUAAGAGCCUGCACGUCCAGGUGGAGAUGAGGCGGAAACAGGUGGAGGGGGCUUUCCAGUCGACACAGAGAGACGGAAUGCUGACGGUGGACCAGGCUCUGGUUAAACAGGCAUGGGAAAGAGUUUCCAACAGGCUUGUAGACUGGCACCUUCAGCUGGACCGGUCCCUCCCAGCUCCUCUGGACACAGUCGGAGCAUGGCUGCACGAGGCUGAAGGAGCCCUGCGACAUGAGAUCGUCGUCCAGCAGGCUCAUGAUAUCACAGCAAAUACUGUACACAGAGCUCUGGAGCAGCACAAGGAUGUGUUGAAGAGCCUGGAGAGUCACCAGCAGGUCUUUCAGAGAAUUCAUAAAGACAGAAGUGUUGAUGGCGUCCCUGUUCCACCUGACCAGCUCCAAGACAUGGCUGAGCGGAUGAACUUUGUUUCUACGUCCUCCAGCGUCCACCUGGCAAGAAUGGAAUAUCUGGAGAACAAACACCACAUGCAGGCCUUCCUCACACUGGUCGAGUCCAAACUGAAAUCCUGGAUCAUCAAAUAUGGCCGCCAUGAAUCAGUGGAACUGAUGCUCAACAACUAUAUUGAGUUGUUGAACCAGCAGCAGAGCUGUAAGCGAUGUGUGUCUGUGGUUGAGAGGAACCACUACACCCUGCAGAGAAUGCUCACCAACAGUAAGGUGCUCCGAAACUUCGAUCUGUUACUGCUGCAGAAGAGAGUUGCAGAAAUACAAGGAUCUUUACAGGCUUUGCUGAAGGAGGUGGGAGAGCGGAGGAGGCAGGAGGAGGCCAAUAACUGCCUGAGGAGGAGGUUUGAGGAAUCGCGGCAGGAGCUGGAGAGAGUGCUGAAGAAAGCUCAGGGCUGCUUGAAAGAAACUGGAGACGCUGAGGAAUUACUUAAAAAGCACUCAGAUUUUUUUGGCCAGGUGGACCAGCGCGUGCUCAGCAUGUUCUUGAAGGCGUGCGAUGAGCUGACAGACAUCCUCCCUCAAGAGGAGCAAGAGGGGCUGCAGGAAACUGUCCGCAGGCUGCACAAACACUGGAAGGACCUGCAGGCUGAGGUACCGUCUCACCUGCUUCACCUAAAAGUGGACGUGGAGAGAAAUCGAGUGGCCCUGAUCCUCCGGGACUGCAGAGAGGAGCUGGACAGAGAAAUCCAAGCCCUGUCAGGCACUUGCACCAGCGAGCGAGUGAUCAAAGAGCACAACACUUUCUUCAAAGAACGCAAACCUUUGACUCUAUGUGAGAAAAGAAUUAGAAAUAUGGAGGAUCUGUGCCAAAAGUUACCUGACAAUGAUGCAGCUUAUCGUAUACUUGACUCCACAAGAAUGGACGUAGAGGAGGUUAAAGAGCAAAUAAAGAUCACCCAUCUCAAACUGGAACAGCAUCCUGACAAAUGGAAAGAGUGGAAUGAAAGGUUCUGUGAACUUUCUGACUGGCUGUCAUCUCAGAAAGCGCAGGUGAUGCUUUUGAGAGAGUCUCCGAUGAAUUCUCGUCAUCAGGAGCACGUUGAUGCUGCCGUUCAAGGACUACAGCAGGCGGUAAAUGCCCGAGAAGGGAGUCUACUAUGGCUGAAGAGUCGCCUGGCCGGGCUCUCAGAGGUCAGCCCUGAAGUGGAAGUGCAGAGACAAAGAGCAGCGCUUGCCAAACUUUCAACUGACCUGCGAGCACUCUUAUCUUCACUCUGCCAGUUGGGAGAAGAAGGCACUCCUAUGUUCCAGUAUGAGGAGCUGAGGGAUAACGUGCGCGGUGCCCUGGAGGAAGUUUUAAAGACUGAAAAGGAGGCUGAGGAGCAAAUGAGCAGAAUUCUGAAUGCUGAGAGCCUGGAGGAGGCUAAACAACUGUACCUUAUUCACCAGCAACACCUGCAGCGGCUGGAUGCUAACAGGAAGGAGGCGGAGGUGCUGGUGUCUCACUGCCACCAGCUGCAGACAGGUGAGGAGCUGAGUCAGCAUCUCCAAGAGCUGGAGGGAGCCUUCAGCGCAGUUGACUUCCAGUCUGGAGCAACAGAGCACAACCUGCAGGAAACUCUGAGUUCUUGGCAAAAUUUUGAGAUGGAAAGAGAAGCAGUAUGGAGGUUCCUCACCAACGCUGACAACGAAGUGCACAAACAACUUAUUUUUAACAGCUUGACGAGUCUGAGAAGUGAACUGGAGCACAACAAGGAGCUUUUUAUAAAGUUUGAGGAGUAUUCUGUACGAGCAGAUGCUCUGCUGGAAAUGGCGGCAGAUAUUCAGCUCGGUCCGAAGAAUCAGGGUCUUCUUGUAGAGCAGGCUCAGUCCACCAGGGAAGCAGUCGCAAAACUGGAGAAGCGCCUCGAAGAGAAUUUUGUUCUGCUGCAGAAGAUGUUUACGCAGUGGGAGCGCUUCAGCAGUGAAUCAGAGGCUCUCUCUCAGUGGAUCAAUGAGAGAGAGAAGGAGCUGGAGGCUGUCUGCUUCAAAUCCUCCUCAGAUCCUUUAGACAAACACAUUAGCACAGUGGAGAUGGGUGAAGGUUUGGCAGAGAGAAGGGCAGCUCUAGCCCAGAUGGAGGCUGACUCCGAGACCCUGUCCAGGUUUGUGACCCCGGGAGAGGCCGGGCAUGUCCGUGCACGACUUGUCCAAACAAGGCGACGCUUUGACGAGCUUAUGGAGAGAACGGAACAGCUUGGCGAGCAGCUCAAUCUGAGCGCCUCCUACAGACAAAGAUGCAACAAUAACCUUGACCAGGUCAAGAAAGUAUUUAGUGAUCUCAAAGGAAAACUGGACUUUCCAAUCUCUUAUUGCACUUCAUCAUCAGAGACUUACAAGAUCCUCCAGGAUCACAUGGAGGUUUGCCAGGGGAUUGAGCAGCUGAAACCGCGGCUGAUGGCGCUGGGUUCAGCCGCAAAAAGGCUCGGAGAGGGCGGCCAGUUGGAAGAGGAGGUGGCUGACCUCCAGAGGCAACAGAGGCAGCUUGUUGGAAAGGCGGCAGACAAGCAAUCCUCAUUAGAGAGCCUUCUAGCUCUAUGGCAAAGAUAUGAAAAAGAAACUGCAUCAAUGAAAGGUUGGCUGGGCAGAUGUGAAUCAUUGUGCUGCCCAGAUACUGAACUGCUCUCUGCAGAUAAAGUGAAACUUAGGCAUGAGCUACAACAUGUGCAGGGAAUGCACGGGGAGGCUCCGACCUAUGAGGUGCUCCUCCAGGGUCUCGCAAAUCUCCAGCUUUGCCUGAACGCCACAGCACCUGAAGCUCGUGUCCAAGAGCUCAGUGAUGACUUUGCUCAACUCAAGGAGAGAUACACGUCUGUGAAAAGUAGCAUAGGACGCAGAUGUAAGCUGCUGGAGAUGCACUUAGAUCAGGUGGAGCAGUUCUAUCAAACCCUUCUUCUUUUGACAGAAAGGAGUGAAAACUUCCUGUCUGACCUGAGAAGCUCCUCCUCUGUUGAUAUUUCUAACCUUGAGGCUGCAGUUACUGAAUUAAAGGAGCACGAGGCACGGCUAGAAGAAGAUGCGUCGCUGGUAGAAACGCUGCAUCAGAGAGAGUCCGGCCUUGUGUGCCGUUUCACCCCUGAGGCUCGACAGCAGCUGGAGGCCUGGAGGGAGGACUGCUUGCAGCCCCUCAGCGAAUCCCAGCGUCUCCUCCUCGUGCGUAAAAUGUUUCUGACUGAGUUAAAGGUUUUCCUCGAGAAGUAUGAGACAGUGGCAAAGGCUGUGUGCCACCUCCGCGAGGCAGUGGAGGGCAGGGGGAGCUGGGACCACUCCAAAGCUGAAGAACUGCAUUGUGGGAUAGUGGAUGUGACUAAAGACGUGGCCCGCCUUGAGGCUGAGGCGGUUGGGCUGGAUGGACAGCUAAGCAAGGCUCAUCUGCACCUUUGUGGAGCAGAGCUGACGGACUCUGAAGACAACAGUUGUCCUCAGGGUAGGACGUCCUGCAGAGGACAAGCAGUGGUCCUCACCAUGGCUCUUGAGGGAGUACAGCGGGCUGUUGGAUGGAGGCAAAGUGAAGCAGAUGCUUUAGGGGUGUUGUGGUGCUCUUUCAGAGAGAGAAAGGAAGAGGUGAUGAAGAGUUUGAAGAAACUAGAAGAUGAUGGAAGUCAAGAGGAGGCCAGAGAGUUCACUGUGCAGGCCUUUCAAAGCAGGCUGCGUUUCUUUGUCCAGCUGGAGGAUGAGCUCCAGUCCCUGCAGCACUCCCAGCGAUGGUUGGAGGAGAAAGGAACGCAGCUGGCGCAGAAAGACAGUGAGCUGGCAGCUGAAGCUCUCAGGGAGGUGACACUGGUGAAGACAGCCUGGGACAAUGUGAAGACGUUGAUAACCAACAGUCAGGAACAGAGCGGAGUUGUGGUGGAUCUUCUUCGCUUGAUGCUCCACUUGAAGUCGGUCCUGACUGCCGUCGUGGAAAACGCUCAGGCUGUCGCUCACAAUCUGCCCGACCAUAAUCAUAACGCUCAGGAUGCUAGAAGUGCUUUCACACAACAUGAAAUCGUCCAUGCUGAACUGAGAGAGAAACAAGAGGACAUGGACCAGCUCAUCAGCACAGUCGAGGACCUGCAGAGAGAAUUGGAGAAGGUUCCUAACUCUAAGAUGUUCUCCAUCCAGGCGGAAAUGGAGGCUCUCAGGGACCAGUGGCUGCUGGUUUCAGAGAAAAUACAAACAAACACAGAAAGACUUGGCUACUGUGCUGAACUCUGGGAUGACCUGAAGGCCCUGGAGCGUGACAUCAACCAGUGGACGGCCGCCUCCGUCACUGAUCUCACCGGCUCCGUCGCCAGACUUGGUGACGUGGAGUCGGCAGAGGCUCUUCUCGCCAUCUUUCAGGCUGAGUUGGAAAAGCGGGAGCAGAGGUUCAAUGUCGUGCAGGCGAGGGUGGCCGAACUGAAAGAACGAGCCAAACUGCAGGAGACGCCUAUACAAAUGCAGGUUCUGGAGUCGGAUCUGAGGAAGAAAAUGUUCCACGCGCAGGAGGCGUUCAACCAGGCCAAACACACGCUGACCUACUUCAACUUCCAGAAGCAGCGACUUGAGGACCUCAUGUCCCAAAUGGCUGAGCGGCUGGAGGGUGUUGAAGGUUCCAUAUCAGACCUCUCCGAAGCUUCUUCAUUAGAACAUAUUCAAACUGUGAAGGACCUGCAGGUUGUUGUGCAGCAACAGAGGGCAGACAUGGACUCAGCUAGAGAUGUCCUGACCUCCCUCAGCAGAUCACAGCCAUCUCAGGAGUUGUCCCGCCUCUCCUCUGACCUCACCUCCAUCGCCAAGCGAACAGAGGCCGUUGCUCAACGCUGUGCAAAGACCAGGAGCAGCCUGCAGGACGGACUACAGCUCCAUUUCAACGAGCUCGUCCAAGACUUUAAGUCCUGGCUCGCGGACCUGAAGUUGGAGCUGAAAGACUGUUUUAAUCAAUCAGGGGAUGUUGCCAUCCUCGGAGCCAAGUUGCAAAGACUGAAGCUGUCAGCUGAGCAGACAUCUGAGGGAGAGGAGCGUCUCUCUCAGGUCUGUAAGGAGGCUGAAAACCUUCAGCUUCACCUGAGCAAAGCUGGAGCAGCACAGGUCCAAGAGAAUUGCUCCUCAUGUCAGAAAGAGUGGAAGAACUACCUGGAUAGCCGCUGUCAGAGCCAGCAAUACUUGCAAGAAAGCAUUGACCUCCUAAAGAAGUAA